AUUUGUCUUUCUCUGACUUAUUUCACUUAGCAUAAUACGCUCUGGUUCCAGGGGGUGGGGGGGAUUUUUUAAACUUUCUCCUCCUCCCUACAAAACCAGGUUGGGUGCUCCUAAUCACAUUCUUCAUUUAUGAGUUCAGCAAAGUCAAGGACCUACCUGUCUUGUUUCUACCACAACUUUGCAACAUAGUACGUGUUCAGUUAAAUGUGUUGCAUGGAUGCGCAGAGAGGGGCCCGGGGCUGGUGGUGCCCAGUUGUAGCUCAGGCCAGUUCUGACUUUCGUUUUGCCUCGGCAGCCACGAGCUGGUACGUGGACCCGUUCGAGGAAUGAUGUGCUUCUUGUUCUUCCCCUUCCAGAGCAUGCCCCUAGUCCAGGUGGGCAACAUGUCAGUGCUUUUAGCGAUGUCAUUGCCUCGAGCCCAGAAGCCAUGGAGGAGAUAAGGUAGCCCCCCCCCGUCCCUGGAUCGGAUGGGGAAGCCCAGUUCAAUGGAUACAAAAUACAAGGAUGAUUUAUUUCGGAAGUACGUGCAGUUCCACGAGGGCAAAGUGGACGCCGCCCCCAGCAAGCAGCGGCCUGGCAACGAUGAGUACCUGCGGGUCGCAGCCUCGACCCUGCUCAGCCUGCACAAGGUGGAUCCCUUUUAUCGAUUCCGGCUGAUCCAGUUCUAUGAGGUGGUGGAGAGCUCCCUGCGCUCGCUGAGCUCCUCCAGCCUGCGGGCUUUGGCCUGCGCCUUCAGUGUGCUGGAAACGGUCGGUGUCAACCUCUUCCUCUACCCGUGGAAGAAGGAAUUCAGAAGCAUCAAGACCUACACGGGCCCCUUCGUUUAUUAUGUCAAGUCGUCGUUGCUGGAAGAGGACAUCCGAGCCAUCCUGCAUUACAUGGGCUACGUGCCCGAGUUAGGGACUGCGUACAGACUCAAAGAGCUUGUGGAGACCCUCCAGGUGAAGAUGGUCUCCUUUGAGCUCUUUCUGGCCAAGGUGGAGUGUGAGCAGAUGCUGGAAAUCCACUCACAAGUCAAGGACAAGGGCUACUCCGAGCUGGACGUGGUGAGCGAGCGCAAGAGCAGCGCGGAGGACGUGCGGGGCUGCUCGGAGGCCCUGCGGCGCCGGGCUGAGGGCCGGGAGCACCUGACGGCUUCCAUGGCCCGCGUGGCGCUGCAGAAGUCAGCCAGCGAGCGGGCGGCCAAGGACUACUACAAGCCACGGGUGACCAAGCCCUCGAGGUCGGUGGACGCCUAUGACAGCUACUGGGAGAGCCGGAAGCCGCCCCUGAAGGCCUCGCUGAGCCUGCGGAAGGAGCCGGUGGCCGCAGACGUGGGCGACGGCCUCAAGGACGAGAUCAUCCGCCCGUCCCCCUCGCUCCUGGCCGUGUCCAGCUCUGCCCACGGAAGCCUGGAUGACCUGCCGCCCCCCUCGCCGAACAAUGGUCUGGGCCCGCUGCGUGGCACGUACUUCUCCGCUCAGGAUGACGUGGAUCUGUACACGGACUCGGAGCCGAGGGCCGCGUCCCGGAGGCAGGACGCCCUGCGGCCGGACGUGUGGCUGCUCAGAAAUGAUGCCCACGCCCCCUACCACAAGCGCUCGCCCCCCGCCAAAGAGUCCGCCCUGUCCAAGUGCCAAAACUGCGGUCUGUCCUGCAGCUCCUCCCUCUGCCAGCGCUGCGACGGCCUGCUUGCCGGUCCCCCGGCCCCCAGGUCCGGCGCCUUCCCCAGCAAGGCCUCUGCCCACGACAGCCUGGCCCACGGGUCGUCUCUGCGGGACAAGUACGCGGGCCAGACUCAGGGCCUCGACCGGCUGCCGCACCUCCACCCGAAACCCAAGCCCUCGGCCACAGCCACCUCCCGCUGUGGCUUCUGUAACCGCCCGGGUGCCACCAACACCUGCACCCAGUGUUCAAAAGUCUCCUGCGACACCUGCCUCGGCGCCUACCAUUAUGACCCCUGCUGCAAAAAGAGUGAGCUGCACAAGUUCAUGCCCAACAACCAGCUGAACUACAAGUCCACCCAGCUCUCCCAUCUCGUGUACAGAUAGACUCGACCUUGCACCCCCCUGCUCCAAGGGCUACACCACUGACUUUCUGGGUUCCCCCAGGGAAGAAGUGUUCACGUAUUGAUCUCGGAAGCAGAGGCCUGCAUUUGACCGUGUAGGUGUCAGGGGAUCGUGGGGUCGCCCGCACCACGUGCGCGUUCACCUGGCGACCCAGAUAUUUCCUUUGAUGGCUGCUUUGUCACCUGACAAGGGAGAGGGUGGCACUUCCGUUCAGAUUCAUUUUUGCUAAUCUCUCCACUCCCUAUUCCAUUGUUUGUUUUUGAAGAUUUCUGUCUCUGAGACUCUUGCCACACCCACCUCUCCUACUGCAAAGCCAACUUGGACUGGGAAGGGCCCUCCAGGUCCCCUCCAAACGCCCACCUGGAGCGCCGAGCUAGAGGCCUGUUGGCUUGUGAAAUGAGCCCUCCUGCCACACUGGGCCUCUUCUAGUGGCUCAUCCCUUGGCCACCCCCUUCCCGGACACAAGGAUCCCCUCCUGGACUCCCCGCCCCUGACUUCCACCCGUCUGGGUUUCAAAGGUGGACUGAGUCCGGUAUUCACCGAACGGCAUCCUGUUGCCGCCACAGCUCAGUUUAGCCCAUGGCGUUUGUGCACUUUGCUCCGACGCACUGAAGCGUGGACCGUCCACGGCAGAAUGGACUUCUCCCCCUUUCUGUUGUUUGCACAUGCCCCUCUUACUGUACUGUAAAUAGAUAUUUUUGAGAUUUAUUUUUAAAUAAAUAUUCAACUUGC
This is a messenger RNA of Prionailurus viverrinus (fishing cat), 2780 nucleotides long. RefSeq names its product spermatogenesis associated 2 (gene SPATA2). The coding region runs from base 468 to 2030 and encodes 520 amino acids. NCBI's taxonomy places the organism in Eukaryota, Metazoa, Chordata, Mammalia, Carnivora, Felidae. Gene Ontology annotation, biological process: regulation of necroptotic process; protein linear deubiquitination; regulation of tumor necrosis factor-mediated signaling pathway. The record is from RefSeq and is a predicted model, not a curated record. The transcript has 2 exons. Gene Ontology annotation, cellular component: cytoplasm.